AUGCGCAGCGCCCGGGCGCUGCUGCUCGCCCUCGCUUUGCGGGUUUGCGCGUUGGACACCGAGACGCCCUCCGCGGGCUGCACCUUCGAGGAGGACGACGAUCUGAACCAGUGUGAGUACAGCCAGGGUGAGGAUGAUGACUUCGGGUGGGAGUUGGUCCGCAGCUACAUGAUGCCACACCUGACGGCCGACCUGCCCCACGGCUCCUAUCUGAUGGUGAACGCCUCGCAGCACGCCGCCGGUCAGCGGGCCCACCUGCUCUUCCAGGCGCUGAGCGAGAACGACACGCACUGCCUGCAGUUCAGCUACUUCAUGUACAGCCGCGAUGGCCACAGCCCUGGCACCCUCAGUGCCUACGUGCGGGUGAUGGGGGGCCCGGUGGGCAGCGCGGUCUGGAAUGCCUCAGGCUCCCACGGCCGCCAGUGGCACCAGGCUGAGCUGGCUGUCAGCUUGUUCUGGCCCAGUGAGUACCAGGUCCUCUUCGAGGCGGUGAUCUCCAGCGAGCGCCGGGGCUACCUGGGCUUGGAUGACAUCCUGCUCUUGAAUUAUCCGUGCUCAAAAGCCCCUCACUUCUCCCGCCUGGGUGACGUGGAGGUGAACGCGGGGCAAAAUGCCACCUUCCAGUGUGUGGCUGCUGGCAAGGCUGCCGAGGCAGAGCGCUUCCUCAUGCAGAGGCAGAGUGGCGAAGUGGUCCCCGCUGCCUCCGUGAAGCACAUCAGUCACCGGCGCUUCCUGGCCACCUUCCAGCUGGACGAGGUGUCCAAGGGCGAGCAGGACCUGUAUCGCUGUGUCACCCAGUCCAGCCGUGGCUCUGGGGUCUCCAAUUUUGCUGAGCUCAUUGUGAAAGAGCCUCCAACACCCAUCGCACCCCCCCAGCUGCUGCGGGCUGGCUCCACUUACCUCAUCAUCCAGCUCAACACCAACUCCAUCAUCGGCGACGGCCCCAUCGUGCGCAAGGAGAUAGAAUACCGCAUGACCUCGGGGCCGUGGUCAGAGGUGCACGCUGUCAACAUGCAGACCUACAAACUCUGGCACCUGGAUCCUGACACAGAGUAUGAGAUCAGUGUCCUGCUGACACGUCCUGGUGAAGGGGGCACAGGCAAACCGGGACCCCCCCUCAUCAGCCGCACCAAGUGUGCAGAGCCCAUGCGGGCCCCCAAAGGCCUGGCUUUCUCCGAGAUCCAAUCCAGGCAGCUGACAUUGCAAUGGGAGCCUCUGGGCUACAACCUGACCCGCUGCCACACGUACAGCGUCUCGCUGUGCUAUCGCUACCUGGUGGGCAGUGGCCUCAACCAGACCUUCCGUGAGUGUGCCAAGAUGGAGCGCAACGCCAACCGCUACACCAUCAAAAACCUGCUGCCCUACAGGAACAUCCACGUCAAGCUCAUCCUCUCCAACCCCGAGGGCCGUAAGGAGGGCAAGGAGGUGACGUUCCAGACGGAUGAGGACGUGCCUGGUGGCAUCGCCUCUGAGUCACUCACAUUCACCCCUCUGGAGGAUAUGAUCUUUCUGAAGUGGGAGGAACCGGUGGAGCCCAAUGGCCUCAUCACGCAGUACGAGAUCAGCUACCAAAGCAUUGAAUCCUCUGACCCAGCAGUCAACGUGCCCGGCCCGCGACGCACCGUCUCCAAGCUGCGCAAUGAGACUUACCAUGUCUUCUCCAACCUGCACCCUGGCACCACCUACCUCUUCUCAGUUCGUGCCCGCACAGGCAAGGGCUUUGGCCAGACAGCACUCACUGAGAUCACCACCAACAUAUCUGCUCCUACCUUCGACUAUGGGGAUAUGCCAUCACCACUGGGCGAGUCAGAGAGCACGAUCACGGUGCUGCUGCGGCCAGCACAGGGCCGGGGGGCUCCCAUCAGUACCUACCAGGUCAUCGUGGAGGAAGAUCGGCCCAAGAGGAUCAAGCGGGAGCUGGGUGGGCAGGAGUGCUUCCCGGUGCCACUGACGUUUGAUGAUGCCAUGUCUCGUGGCUCUGUGCACUAUUUUGGGGCUGAGCUGCCUGCUAGCAGCCUCACUGAAGCCAAGCCGUUCACUGUAGGGGACAACCAGACCUACAGUGGCUACUGGAACCCGCCACUGGAGCCCAAGAAGGCCUAUCUCAUCUAUUUCCAGGCCAUGAGCAACCUCAGAGGGGAAACCCGGCUCAACUGCAUCCGCAUUGCCCGCAAAGCUGCCUGCAAAGAGAGCAAACGGCCUCUGGAGGUGUCUCAGCACUCAGAGGAGAUGGGGCUGAUCCUGGGAAUCUGUGCUGGUGGGCUCGUCGUCCUCAUUAUCCUGCUGGGAGCCAUCAUCGUUGUCAUUCGGAAAGGCAAACCUGUCAACAUGACCAAAGCAACAAUUAAUUACCGCCAUGAGAAGACACACAUGAUGAGUGCCAUCGACAGGAGCUUCACGGACCAGAGCACACUGCAAGAGGAUGAGAGGCUGGGGCUGUCCUUCAUGGACACCCACAACUACAGCAACCGUGGUGACCAGCGCAGCAGUGUGGUCAAUGAGUCCAGCAGCCUGCUGGGGGGCUCUCCUCGCCGCCAGUGUGGCCGCAAAGGGUCCCCAUAUCACACAGGGCAGCUGCACCCUGCUGUGCGCGUGGCCGACCUCCUCCAACACAUCAACCAGAUGAAGACAGCAGAAGGCUAUGGCUUCAAGCAGGAGUACGAGAGCUUCUUUGAAGGCUGGGAUGCUUCAAAGAAGAAAGACAAGACCAAAGGGAGGCAGGAUCAUGUGUCGACAUAUGACCGCCACCGUGUGAAGCUCCAUCCUCUGCUGGGUGAUCCCAACUCGGAUUACAUCAACGCCAACUACAUUGAUGGUUACCACAGGUCCAACCACUUCAUCGCCACCCAAGGUCCCAAGCAGGAGAUGGUGUACGACUUCUGGCGCAUGGUGUGGCAGGAGCACUGUUCCAGCAUCGUGAUGAUAACCAAGCUGGUGGAAGUGGGCCGGGUGAAAUGCUCCAAAUAUUGGCCGGAUGACUCGGAGAUGUAUGGGGACAUCAAGAUCACCUUGGUGAAGUCAGAGAUGCUGGCAGAGUACGCCGUGCGGACCUUUGCUCUCGAGAGGCGAGGUUACUCAGCCCGGCACGAGGUGAAGCAGUUCCACUUCACAUCCUGGCCUGAGCACGGUGUCCCCUAUCACGCCACGGGGCUGCUGGCCUUCAUCCGCCGUGUGAAGGCAUCCACACCACCCGAUGCCGGCCCCAUCGUCAUCCACUGCAGUGCUGGCACGGGGAGAACUGGCUGCUACAUCGUUCUGGAUGUCAUGUUGGACAUGGCCGAGUGUGAGGGUGUUGUGGACAUCUACAACUGUGUGAAGACACUGUGCUCACGGAGGAUCAACAUGAUACAGACAGAGGAGCAGUACGUCUUCAUCCACGAUGCCAUCCUGGAAGCCUGCCUGUGUGGUGAAACCAGCAUCCCUGCCAGCGAGUUCAAGCCCACCUACAAGGAGAUGGUGAGGAUUGAGCCGCAGAGCAAUUCCUCACAGCUGCGGGAGGAGUUCCAGACCUUGAACUCGGUGACUCCCCACUUGGAUGUGGAAGAGUGCAGCAUCGCCCUCCUGCCCCGCAACAGGGAGAGGAACCGCAGCAUGGACGUCCUGCCGCCGGACCGAUGCCUUCCCUUCCUCAUCUCUGUGGAUGGGGACAGCAACAACUACAUCAACGCGGCCUUAACUGAUAGCUACACCAAGAGUGCUGCCUUCAUUGUCACCCUGCACCCACUGCAGAACACCACCACUGACUUCUGGAGGUUGGUGUAUGACUAUGGCUGCACUUCCAUCGUUAUGCUCAACCAGCUGAACCAGUCCAACUCUGCCUGGCCCUGCCUUCAGUACUGGCCUGAGCCUGGGCUCCAGCACUAUGGCCCCAUGGAGGUGGAGUACGUGUCAGGAGCAGCAGAUGAGGACAUCGUGUCCCGUCUCUUCCGAGUGCAGAACAUCACCCGGCUGCAGGAGGGGCACCUGAUGGUCCGGCACUUCCAGUACCUGCGGUGGUCGGCGUACCGAGACACCCCAGACUCCAAGAAGUCCUUCCUGCACCUCCUGGCCCAAGUGGAGAGGUGGCAGAAGGAGAGUGGUGAUGGCAGGACUGUGGUGCACUGCCUGAAUGGGGGUGGUCGGAGUGGCACCUACUGUGCCUCCACCAUGAUCCUGGAGAUGAUCAAGUGUCACAACAUGGCAGAUAUCUUCUAUGCUGCCAAGACCCUCCGCAACUACAAGCCAAAUAUGGUGGAGACCUUGGAGCAGUAUCACUUCUGCUACGACAUAGCACUGGAAUACUUGGAGUCCCUGGAGACCAGAUAGCACCUCGCCAGGAGGGCAAAGGCAGAGGUUUGCUUAGGGUUUGUGCCAAACUCACAUUUCUGCACUUGUGUCAGUGCUGAAGGAGAGGAGGGGGAAACAGCAAAGGACCACAAAAGGACACAAAUCAGGAGCAACAAAAGGACCUGGGGAGGUGCUGCCUGUUCUCCAUCCCCUGCUCUCCGCCUUCCCUCCCACUGCUCCAAGUGCAUGGCCAAUGGGUCGAUGCUGCAUCUCACCUCGUCCCAUCCCUGCUGUGAUGUGGAGUUGGUGAGCACAGGAAGUGGCCCUUCAGCACUGCCUGGGCCUGCUCAGACACAUCUGGAACAGCUGGAGAAGACCCCAAGGAAAGGAGAGGACGGAAGGAUGCAAGCCUGUUUUGGCUGGAGAAAUACUUGGGAAAGAAGAUCUUUUAAAAAUCGUAUUUGGAGAUGAAGCUGCUCUUCAAGGAGCCCCAGUGGUUCCAGUGUGUUUUGCCCUGCGUGGGGACUCUCUUUGCACUGGAGCAAAGCCCCUGAAGGAAGCUCAUGGAUUUGUCUACUUAACACAAGCUUGGUUUCCACUGUUGUGUUUCUGUGAAUUGUGUCCUUCAUGCAUUCAGCCCUGGGCAGAGGGGGACCCUGGGAUGGGAGGCAGGGGAUGUGUGAUGUCCCUGAUGGGGACCAGCCCAGAGCUCUCUCUAUGUCCUUUCCAAGCUGCAGCAGUGAUGUUUCCCCUAUGGCAUGUCUGUCUCCAUGCAGUUUUCUCCAUCCAUAGUAAUUAUUCCUUCCUGGGGGGCUCUAAGAGCUGGUCACAUAUUCCUGAUGCCCACCCAGAAGCCUGGACCCUAAAGGCAAAAUCACAGGGCUGAUGUUUGAAGGCAUCUAAUGCCUUCUGCUUUCAUCCUGUUGCAGGCAGACAUCAGGUGCAGUGUUUGCUGUUUUAUCUGGAAAAGCCAGGUUGUCAUCAGGCAAUGGGAGCAAGCUGUGGUGAGGGCUUUCUCUCUCCAAACAGCUCCAUAAAUGCACAGUGAAGGGAUGCAGGUUUGUCUUCAGGAGUUGGGGAUGCUGCUUAUCUCGGAGGCUGAGUGCAACCCUUUGUCAGUCAUUUUUUGGUGAAGUAGAGGAAAACAGAUGAGAACCAGCAUCCUCAUGCUGGAAAUUGCACGUGGGAUCCACAUCUUUCAUUGCCAUCUGCCCCGGGCAGCAGAACCUUUCCACCCUUGCUGCCUUCAUACCUGCAUCAUGAUCCAAAGCCCAGCAGAUGCUGUUUGGUUGCACCAGUCUGCAGCAUGAAGAUUUCGGAGCCAAAGUGGCUUCUCCAAGGAUGAGCAAACCCCUGAGAAACUUCCAGCUGCUCUCCAAGGGUGGAAGGUGAAAGGCCACAAGAUAAAUCUCUCCCUUUGGAGAGAAUUUGCCUGAAUACUUGGCUCACCCACGUCCUUGCUGAGUAACUUGCACAGCUUAACAACACUUUAUCCAAGGGCUAUGCAACACAUCCCCCUUUGUUUCCAUCCUUGCUGUGUGCCACUGUUGCCUUGUGACCACGCAGUCUCAUUGCUCCAGUUGGGGGUUGGUAACACAAGUGCUUUGGGUGAUGCUGGUGCUUUCAUUGCAGCUGCUGUGUGGGGUUGGUCAGCAUCCCCUUCUCUCCAGCACCAUGUCCAUGCUGCCCAGGGAAUGCAGGUGCUGUAUGGGAUUGCUGCUUGCAGAUGAAGUUUGGCCAGAAAAAAAACAAAAAGUAGUGGAAAGGAAAAAAAAGUUCAAAACCCCAUUUAGUCCUGGGGAGAGAGAGCAGAGAAUGGAGGAAUUGCUGAUGUGUUUCAGACCUUAGGGUUUGUUUGUUUGUUUUCUUUUUAAUAUUUCCUUGCUGGAUGUCUCUGGGUUUUUAGGACAGACUUUGGAAUCAAAAUGCUGUAGAAAUGAACGCAUCUCCAGCCCCUACUGAGAUGCUUACGUGACAAGAGGCGAGGGCAGCCUGUAUAUAGGAAUAUAUAUAAAGAAAUAUAUAUAUAUAUAUAUAAAUAUAAAUACUGCUCUUAAGAUGGAUAAUGUUUAUUGGUAUUACAGGUUCGAGUGGUGCUUUUAUUUUUUCCCUUUAUAGUGUCUCCAUGGAGGGGACAUGAAGGACCCAGGGGGGGCACAGGAGGGACAUGUUUGAUGUGGGUUGUACCACACACAUCCAGCUGUUGCUGACUGUUUCUUUGGUUUGGAUUAUUAUUAUUAUUAUUUUUUAAUUAUUAUUAUUUUUGGCUUUCUUUCCUUUUAAGAAAAUCAGUUGCAUAAAUAAAUGUUCCAAAUUUG
This is a messenger RNA of Centrocercus urophasianus (Greater sage-grouse), 6584 nucleotides long. RefSeq names its product protein tyrosine phosphatase receptor type U (gene PTPRU). Gene Ontology annotation, cellular component: membrane. The record is from RefSeq and is a predicted model, not a curated record. The coding region runs from base 1 to 4305 and encodes 1434 amino acids. Lineage: Eukaryota; Metazoa; Chordata; Aves; Galliformes; Phasianidae. The transcript is spliced from 30 exons. Gene Ontology annotation, biological process: protein dephosphorylation. Gene Ontology annotation, molecular function: protein tyrosine phosphatase activity; protein binding.